GACACUUUUAUUUGAAAAGCUCUCAAACCUUAGCCCAUUUAAGCCUUCUAUUCUUUAUCUGGCAACCAUCAAUUAGUUCUGAUUCACCAUGGCCAAAAUCUCCACAAAUGCCACUAGUUCCUCCGUUUUUCUCUUCAACAUUAUUAUUCUCUUCUCCUUGACCCUUGUUACCGUAAAGUCUGACAGUUUCUCAGGACACUUUUCUCCAAAAAAAUUAGGCCUCAAACGGGAGAAACUAAGCCACCUUCACUUCUACUUCCAUGACAUAGUCGGUGGAAGAAACCCAACUGCUGUUCCAAUUGUCCGAGCAGCCAUUACUAAGAAAUCCUUCUCAUCAUUUGGGCUAGUCACAAUGAUGGAUGACCCUUUGACCGUAAAGCCCGAGAUCGGCUCAAAGCUUGUAGGAAGAGCACAGGGGAUUUAUGCAUCGGCAUCACAAAGUGAACUUAGUUUUCUGAUGGCAUUGAACUUUGUUUUCACGGAAGGGAGGUAUAAAGGUAGCACCCUUAGCAUUCUGGGGCGAAACAAUGUGUUUUCCGGCAUCAGAGAGAUGCCUAUUGUUGGUGGAAGUGGGCUUUUCAGGUUUGCAAGAGGCUAUGCUCAGGCAAAUACUCAUGAGAUUGACUUCAAAACUGGUAAUGCUAUUGUGGAGUAUAAUGUUUAUGUCUUCCAUUAUUGAGUUGUUUUUGGUUCGUUUGGUUUUGUGUUUUUUUUUUUUUUAACUGUGAGUG
Messenger RNA from Populus euphratica (Euphrates poplar), 731 nucleotides. RefSeq names its product dirigent protein 22-like. NCBI's taxonomy places the organism in Eukaryota, Viridiplantae, Streptophyta, Magnoliopsida, Malpighiales, Salicaceae. The transcript has a single exon. Bases 89 to 679 code for a protein of 196 amino acids. The record is from RefSeq and is a predicted model, not a curated record.